Molecule: messenger RNA, 1272 nt
Organism: Cyclocybe aegerita
Lineage: Eukaryota; Fungi; Basidiomycota; Agaricomycetes; Agaricales; Hemipholiotaceae
Source: the annotation of a GenBank genome assembly
AUGUCCCUCAACACCCUUCCCCCCGAGAUCCUCUACAAGAUCGUUGCGAACGUCGUCGUCGAUUACUUUGACUGCGCAAUCGCCUCUCCGCCCCGCCCUACCUGGCUGCGCCUUGAUCGAGGUCCUCUUAUUAUACCACUCGGCUCUGACCAGACAGAGUGGUCAGGCAUUACGCCGCAGCAGUUUAAUCGCGUCUUGAAGACAGUCCUUGCUCACUUCGGAGGGGACAUGUCCCUCGCCGACACCCCUCUCCUUCCACUGGAGGCUACCGCGUUUCUUGACGAAGAUUAUGAAGAACCCGGAGAAGAUGAAACUGAUGAGGACGAUUCGGAUCAUGAAGAUAGUGACAACUGGGGGCUCGAAGAGGAUGUCAUCCAUGUUGACGGCGACGGCGACAUGAUCUACGUCAUCGAGAACGGCGCCUCCCAGUCGCGUUGGGCCGCUGACGAAGACGACGAUUCUCCCUUACUGACAGCUGAAGAGUUGAGCGACGGCUCCGACGAUGAGGGCGAAUUCACCGACGAUGAAGAUCGCAAUUCCGAGGUAGAUAGCGAAGAGAGCUAUAAGCGCAUGCUUUGGGAAUGGAACCUCAACGAAAAGAACCAGCCUCUCCCAAAUAACCAGGUCACGCCACUGCUUGCUGUCAACCGCUACAUGCGCCAGACAACUUUCAAAGUCUUGAGCGACACCCUCAACAUCAAGAAGAGCGGCAACUCCAGCAUAAACUUUCACAAGAAAAUGAUGGGAAUUCUGAGAGACGUCCGCCGACUAUACCGUCUUGCACAUGCUCGGCCCCUCAGGUGCGGGAAGCUCCUGGCCAAAUACCAAGGCCCCGGGACUCCCUUUAUCGCUGCCUAUGUUUCUCUCGCCCAAGUAGCCUACUCUCUGUGCGCCGUACACAGGCUCCUUGACCCCAAGGAUGACGCGGAUCGAGUCAGUGAUGAAGCUCUCAAAUUCUUGAAGGAUACUCUGCGAGACAUUCAAUGUGUGCACCUCACUAUUCCUCAGGCGGCUUUGCGAACUCGGAUCGCACAACGCGCCCAUAUAUUCAGAGUACGCUAUGGCAUUUGGUCAGGCCUGGUAACAUCACACGCCGCAAUUGUAACCGCCAGGGAUGAGGCAGUUAGCGUUGAACUUUCUGCAGCACCAAGUGCGAGGCAGUGGCUCAUCCUGAAAAAACUCCUGAAUCGCUCAGAUGCAUCCGAAAGUUGGCAGCGAAAGAGGAAAAGUGGAAGGCAAAGAAGUUUCUUGACAUGUUUCCUCGGACGUUGA